AUGACAAUGGAUAGUUCCGUGUCUGAAUUUGCGAGCGCCAGUACAUGUCCAGGCUUGAAUGGACAGCAUACACGACUCGAGAAGAAUCAACAACCAAAGCUUACCGGUGAGGAGCAAAACCAGCGGGAAGAGCAGAACAAUGUGCAUGCAACUACACAAGACCUUUUUGCGCAAAUACUCGACACCGUACGAUGCGAAGCCGCAAGAAGUGCCAAGUUACAAGUAGAGAUCCGGGACGAGAUAACUGGCAUUCAAGAAGAAACAGCAGGCAACUCCGCAGAACUACUUGUCGUGAAGCAAGUACUAAACGAAAUACGACAAUCAUUGAGCGCUCAUGUUCGAGCCUCCGACAAUGACUACUCCUCGCUCGCCGGACAAGCAAAGGCAGUUGAGAGUCGAAUACUAUCAUUACAGUCUUCUGUCGAAUCGCAACGGACACUCAUAGAAAGUUAUCAUAGUAAACUUACUCUAUCGCCGGAAAACAACGACACUCUACCAAGCAAGAUCUGUGACCUUCUUGGUGUCGAAGAUCUUGGGAAGCAAACCAAUACUAAAGAUUCUUCUGGGUCGACACGCAAUCUUCACGAAAUAGACAACUUUGUUGAUCAACAAGAAGGAACUGCAAAUCAUUCAGUGACAAGUUCCCGCUUUGCAAUUUCUCAACCCGAAUUCGCUAGUUGUCAUGCCGUCAGUAUGUUGCCUGACCCUCCUUCAACGCCGGAUACUGCGGUCCCUAGCUUGUCUAAAGAACAAACCUCUGCAUCGAAUCGAAGGAAUGGGGUCGGACGUGAUCCAUCACCAAUACUCGGGGACGUGGAACACUGUGACAAAAGAACAAUCAACUACAACAAAAGAUUUAGAUCCAGUCAUAUCAUAACACCCCCUUCUAGGAGGCUUAGAAGUCACAGAGAUGCAUUCCCAAAGCGUAGAUUUGCCAAGAUCAUGGACAAUUCGAACGUUUCAGGCAUGGAAUCAAUUGCGCCAACACUGCCCUCUUCACAUACCAUUUUCGAUACCCCAGGCUACAAUGUUCAUAAUGAAUUCGAGGAGGAUUUUCAAGAAAUGGAGAAAGAUAAACAGGAAGAAAAAGAAAAUCUCAGAGUCCACCAUACCACUAUUCCACGCGACCUUUCAAGGAGGCCGAACAGCGAUCGACAUGAAGAUAUUCCUCGUGUUCACCAAAUGUCGUCUAUCCAAGGAACAAAUCGUUCUGAGCAAAAUUCAGAUUCAACCCAUACAUUCGGGAAAGACUUUACACUGCCAAAAUAUCCGAUAAUCGAGACGAAAGCUGCUACGCCGAAACAACACCCCCUCGGCUGGAGCUACUACUCGAUAGGCUUCAGACCCGUCAUUCCUGCAUAUAACGCCGGGCAGCAAACCUCUGACUACGAAAAGCUCUGCCGCCCGGAGUUACGAGAAAGUCCUAUCCCACCAUCAGUCCAGAGAAAGAUACACGAAUUGGAUAUGAAGAAGCAUAGCGAUCAUCGAUUUGUUUCCAGGGCGAUGAAAACUUGUUGGAUGUCGCACAACUUUCCCGUUGCAGGGUUUGAAGGGGAGAAUGAGUAUAUUGGGGAGGAUGAGUGUAGGAUGUGUGAAUUUCGUAGGCAGGAGCUGGGUGAGGAAACUUUUUGUUUCCGUUUUACGGGGACGAAGAUGAUUUGGGGGUUUAAUAGAGGGGAUAUGAAGUAA
Molecule: messenger RNA, 1689 nt
Organism: Glarea lozoyensis ATCC 20868
Lineage: Eukaryota; Fungi; Ascomycota; Leotiomycetes; Helotiales; Helotiaceae
Exons: 3
Coding region: 1-1689 (562 amino acids)
Source: RefSeq, a predicted model, not a curated record